Procambarus clarkii (red swamp crayfish) is the source of this 759-nucleotide messenger RNA. Lineage: Eukaryota; Metazoa; Arthropoda; Malacostraca; Decapoda; Cambaridae. The record is from RefSeq and is a predicted model, not a curated record.
AUGACGUUCGAUAACAAGCCAGAGGAAUGUUCAGUGUGUUAUAACGAUUAUGAUGACAAUCAGCUACGGCCUCGCACACUGCCGUGCGGCCACACAUUCUGCUCCCAGUGUAUUGACAAUGCUAUCGAGAAUGGUCAACUAACCUGCCCCAGCUGCCGUGCCGAGCAUGCUGCCACAGCUGCUACUCAGUUCCCAAUUAGCUAUGCUGUGGAGGCAUUUGUUAGGAAACUGAAAGAUAUCCAGCUAACACAAAAGAAAACUGUACCAGUAAAAAAGAAGUUAGAUUCCCUGGUGCAGGAGCAGAAGAGCAGUAUCAGCAGCCUCAUUACUAGCUGUGAAGAGGAUAACAAGCCAGAGGAAUGUUCAGUGUGUUAUAACGAUUAUGAUGACAAUCAGCUACGGCCUCGCACACUGCCGUGCGGCCACACAUUCUGCUCCCAGUGUAUUGACAAUGCUAUCGAGAAUGGUCAACUAACCUGCCCCAGCUGCCGUGCCGAGCAUGCUGCCACAGCUGCUACUCAGUUCCCAAUUAGCUAUGCUGUGGAGGCAUUUGUUAGGAAACUGAAAGAUAUCCAGCUAACACAAAAGAAAACUGUACCAGUAAAAAAGAAGUUAGAUUCCCUGGUGCAGGAGCAGAAGAGCAGUAUCAGCAGCCUCAUUACUAGCUGUGAAGAGACCAUAUCACAAGAUAUUGAGUUGCGUUUUGAGGAGAGGAAGUUUGUUCUUAAGUAUAUCGAGGUUCCCCAAGGUCAACUAUAG